This is a messenger RNA of Paramecium octaurelia, 1365 nucleotides long. The record is from the annotation of a GenBank genome assembly. Lineage: Eukaryota; Ciliophora; Oligohymenophorea; Peniculida; Parameciidae.
CCAUCUAAUUCUUUUAGGGCAUUUAGGAUAAAUUUCAAAGACAAUUAUCGCACGGAAGGUUUCUUUGGACUUAAAAAGUGAACUUUGCGGACUAAACCCAAUAAUAGACGAAAUCAAUUUGAUGAGGAGAAAUGAUCUGAAUGAAAAAAAUUGCUUGUUUAUUUAAAAAGUGUAUGAGAAGUUGAAAUUAUUAGAAAUACAAUAAUUAAAAUCAAAAUAUAAUAUUUUAGUCGAAAAGGCAGAGAGGCUAUUCGGAGUGGUUGAUUAAUAAGGAAUUUUAAAUGAGGGAGGUAAUUAAUUAUAUUAAAUUGACGAUUAGAAGUGAUAUGUGUAAGAAGGUCAAAUGAUCAGGUAUAAUAUUUGGAAGGGAAGUUGAUAGUUGUAGAGGAUUGCAUUUAGAGUGGACAAAAGAUAUUAAUGGCUACUGGAUUAUCAAGGAUUGAGGUUAUAGGAAGACUUAAAGAUGAGAACGCAUAUGAUGAAUACAUAAAUUGUAUCAUAUUUUCAAAUAAAUAAUAAAACAGUACUCCAUUUUGCACCAAUACUUAUUUUGUAUCUUGGGAUAAGAGAUUAAUUCCUAAAAGAUAGAGAAUUAAUAAGACAAAAGUAUUACAGGAAUUUGAAUUUUGGAAAUUUGAUUAGGAAGAAUUAACUGAUUAUUUGUGUGACUUUUUGAAUAACUAGUUUUUAUAGGAUGUAGACUGUAAUCAUAUAGGAUUGCAGUAACAUCAUAAUUUAGAUUGCCAGGAUAUUUUUAAGAUGCUUGACUCAUUUAUGGUGGAUAAACCGUAAUCAUAUUAGGCUAAUAAAGUUAAUAUUGAUGAAAGAUUUAUCUAUCGAUUUUAUUGGAUUAAGGAAGAGAAUAAUUAUGAACAAUAUGUGAAACAAUGUUUGGGGGAAAUGCAUAUUAUAAAAGCACUGAAAUGUUUAAAUCACAUUGCAGAUACUUUUAAUGCUUGGAUAAAAUUGUAUGACAUUAAGGAUGAGUAUGAAAUGUAUUCUGGAUAUUAUGAGAGUAAAAUGAAUGAAGAAAAGUUGGAGAGUUUUUAGGAAUUUAUGAUGCUUAAUUUAGGAUAGUUAAAAUUGGAGUUGUAUAACAUUCUGUCUUAGAUAGAACAAGAAAGGUUGAUUUAAAUAUGGAUAAUACAUUUAUUAGUGAUCUAUCUUCCUAAUGAAAAGAGCUCAGAGAGUCAUUUGUUGGAGAGAAUUGUCAAAUGUGUAAGAAAUCAAAUUUAAAAAUUUGAUGAUUGUAAAUUACUUUGUAGUCGAUUAACAAACAGAAGUUAGUAAUGGUUUAAAGGUUGCAGUUGGUAUUUCUUUAGAAGAGAGAUUAUAAAUUUUGAAUAAAGCUCAAAAAAUGAAUGA